CCCUAACUCUUAACAGAAAACCCUAAUUCAUACACUUGCAUAUAAAUAACCUUCUUUGUUUCAACUAUUUGACAUUAAAAAGUUCUUUACGCUCAUCGCCGCCGAAGACGUGAGUGUUUAAUUCGAGUAGAAAGAUAUGUCUCACAGAAAGUUUGAGCAUCCAAGACAUGGUUCUUUGGGUUUCCUUCCAAGGAAAAGGGCUAACAGGCAACGUGGCAAAGUGAAGGCCUUCCCUAAGGAUGAUCCUACUAAGCCUUGCAGACUCACUUCCUUUCUGGGAUACAAAGCUGGGAUGACUCACAUUGUCAGAGAAGUUGAAAAACCUGGAUCAAAGCUCCACAAGAAGGAAACAUGUGAAGCUGUGACUGUGAUUGAGACGCCUCCAAUGGUUGUUGUCGGUGUGGUUGGGUACGUGAAGACACCACGUGGUCUGCGCUCCCUAAGCACUGUCUGGGCACAGCAUUUGAGCGAAGAAGUGAGGAGGAGGUUCUACAAGAACUGGGCCAAGUCUAAGAAGAAGGCGUUCACCAAAUACUCAAAGAAGCAUGAAACCGAAGAAGGCAAAAAAGACAUUCAAAGUCAACUUGAGAAGAUGAAGAAGUACUGCACUGUCAUCAGAGUCCUUGCGCACACUCAGAUAAGGAAAAUGAAGGGGCUGAAGCAGAAGAAGGCUCAUCUGAAUGAGAUUCAGGUCAACGGUGGAGACACAGCUAAGAAGGUUGACUAUGCGUACAGUCUAUUCGAGAAGCAAGUCCCUGUAGAUGCUAUCUUCCAGAAAGAUGAGAUGAUUGAUAUCAUCGGUGUUACUAAAGGAAAAGGUUAUGAAGGUGUGGUUACAAGAUGGGGUGUGACCCGUCUUCCAAGGAAGACUCAUCGUGGACUCCGCAAGGUGGCUUGUAUUGGAGCUUGGCACCCUGCUAGAGUCUCCUACACGGUGGCUAGAGCUGGGCAGAACGGGUACCACCACCGUACUGAGAUGAACAAGAAGAUUUACAGGCUUGGUAAAGUUGGCCAAGAGACUCACACCGCCAUGACUGAGUUCGACAGAACAGAGAAGGAGAUCACGCCGAUGGGAGGGUUCCCUCACUAUGGGAUAGUGAAGGAUGAUUAUCUGUUGAUCAAGGGUUGUUGCGUGGGGCCAAAGAAACGUGUGGUGACAUUGAGACAGACGUUGUUGAAGCAGACGUCUAGGGUUGCGUUGGAGGAGAUAAAGCUUAAGUUCAUCGACACAGCUUCCAAUGGGGGACACGGUCGUUUCCAGACUGCUGAAGAGAAGGCCAAGUUCUAUGGUAGACUCAAGGCUUAGAUAUUUUUACUUUUCAAAUCCCAUUAAAAACAUUGUUUCGAGUUUUUCUUUCUUUGUUGGCCAUUUUGACUGGUUGUUCUUUUGACGUUUUACAUCCUCUGCCGUUUUGGUUAAAUAUGAUCAAGAUUUUGACCAAAUCGUUGAGCUGGAACCUAACCGCCGUGUGGUUCGAGUCUUUUUUUAUUUAAAUUAAUUAUUGUUAUAAAUCACGGUUCGAGUCUUUUUUUUUUUUAAUUAAUCUAUAUUAUUAAAGUUGAAGUACAAAUGAGUUUUGUUUGUAUAUAAGGAUAGAAUGAUAAAUAAAAUGUGUUU
Molecule: messenger RNA, 1618 nt
Organism: Brassica napus (rape)
Lineage: Eukaryota; Viridiplantae; Streptophyta; Magnoliopsida; Brassicales; Brassicaceae
Product: 60S ribosomal protein L3-2
Exons: 5
Coding region: 137-1306 (389 amino acids)
Biological process (GO): ribosomal large subunit assembly; translation
Cellular component (GO): ribosome; cytosolic large ribosomal subunit
Molecular function (GO): RNA binding; structural constituent of ribosome
Source: RefSeq, a predicted model, not a curated record